Messenger RNA from Adineta ricciae, 1377 nucleotides. The record is from the annotation of a GenBank genome assembly. Lineage: Eukaryota; Metazoa; Rotifera; Eurotatoria; Adinetida; Adinetidae.
AUGGCAAGUACAAAGUAUGAACUUCGAGAGCGGGAUGACAAUAACAUUCCAUCAUCAACGACAUCGAAACCGUGUCUAAAUCUACAACUUAUCAGAAAGUUUCGUCAAUAUCCCAUUCAUUCGGGAAUAAUUGUCGCUUUAUCGAUUAUCAUUCUAGUUGCGUUGAUAACAUGUAUUACUGUAUUCACUAGGGGUAGGACAUCACCAACAACUCUAUCAUUGAGUACUUUGACAACAACAACAACAACAACAACAACAACAACAACAACAACAACGACAACAACAACAACUGUGACAAUGACAACAUCCACAUUGACAACACAAACUACAAGUUCAUGCAAUAAAUUUAUGAAACAAAUGAAUUAUUCCACCGGCGCUGGUUCUUAUCCACAUUCCGUAUCUGUAGUUGACAUUGAUCAGGAUGGAAACAUCGAUAUUGUUGUCGCAAAUAAAGGUACGAACAAUAUCGGUAUUUUUUAUAACAAAGGUGAUGCCAAAUUCGAUACUCAAGUUACCUAUCACACUGGAAAUAAGCCAUAUUAUGUAUCUACAGGUGAUUUUGAUGGUGAUCGAAAAGUUGAUAUUGCUGUCGCAAACUCUGAAUCAAAUAAUGUUGGUAUUUUCAUGAAUAUGGGUAAUCGAACAUUUGCUUCUCAAGUGACUUAUCGAACUGGUCCUGUUCCUACGUCGAUCGCAAUCGCUGACAUAGAUCAGGAUGGGAACGUUGACAUUAUCGUUCCUCAUUCUGGCUCCGAAGGAAUAGGCAUUCUUUAUAAUUUGGGGAAUGGAACAUUCAAAGAUAUUGUCGUUUAUUUUUCUGGUUUUGAACCAUAUUCUGUAGCAGUUAUGGAUAUUGAUGGUGAUAAUAGGAGCGAUAUUAUCGUUGCAAAUAGUGGUGACAAUGAUAUUAGUGUUCUUAUCAGUCAGGAUAACCGAACAUUUGCUGAUCCAGUCAGAUAUCCUGUAGGUGAGGAGCCGGUUUCUUUAUUUGUGAUUGAUGUUAAUGAUGAUGAAAGAGCCGAUAUUCUCGUUGCUAAUCGUGAGUCAAGUAAUAUUGGAAUUCUCAUGAACAAUGGUAAUCGAACAUUUGCUGCUCAAGUUACUUAUCCAACAAAUGCCAAACCCUAUUUUAUAACAGCAGCUGAUUUGAACUACGAUAAGAAAAUUGACAUUCUUGUGGCAAAUCAACACAGUAGCAGUAUUGGUAUUUUCUAUAAUAAAGGAAAUGGUGUAUUUGACAAACAAGUCACUUAUCCGGAUGGCGUUUCUCCUGAGUCUUUAGCAGUAGCAGAUCUAAAUAAAAAUAAUAAACUUGAUAUUAUUGCCGCGAACGCAGAUUCUGAUCGUGUUGCAGUGUUACUCGAUGAAUGUGUUUAG